This is a messenger RNA of Lates calcarifer (barramundi perch), 3144 nucleotides long. RefSeq lists its product as uncharacterized. NCBI's taxonomy places the organism in Eukaryota, Metazoa, Chordata, Actinopteri, Centropomidae. The record is from RefSeq and is a predicted model, not a curated record. Bases 163 to 1197 code for a protein of 344 amino acids. The transcript is spliced from 7 exons.
UGCAGUAGAAAUAAAGACAGAUGGAGAGGGGAGGAGAGUAGAGCUGUGUGAUGUGUUUGGAGGAGGGACUCCAUCAUUUAGAGAAGUGAAGAAGUUCCUCAUUCUCCAGUGAAGAAAGAAGAGAGGAAAAGAGAAGCAGCGGUAAACCAUCAAAACCUCAAGAUGAAAGUCUGUCACACUUUGAUCUGCUGCUUCUUCCUCUCUCUGCAGGAUGGAAACACUGUUCUCAUCGAUCAUUCAAAGAUCAGUGUCUUUUCAGGAACUAAAGGAGGAGAUGUCAUGGUUGAUUGUGGUUUAUUUUCAUCUGGAACAACAAAGAUCUUCUGUAAGGGAGAAUGUGAACCAGAAAACAUUCUCAUCAACACAACAGAUGGCACAGCUCAGAGAGACAGAUACAGCAUCAGACAUGAAGAACGAUCUGAUGGAAGAGUAUCUCUGUAUGUGACCAUCACAGAGCUGACCAAGUCUGACUCAAAACUUUACUGGUGCGGUGCAGGCAGAACCCAAUCUUCAGUUUCAUACGAGAAGGUGGAAGUCAUUGUCAGAGAUGCACUGCUGACUGGAAACCAUGAAGACAAACUGCUCAAAAUGAGAACUGGAGAAGACGUCACAGUUCAAUGUUUCUUUACUUCCUUUGGAAUAUCAAAGUUCUUCUGUAAAGACUCAUGUCAAGAAAAGGUUCUUGUUGGAACAGAUGGUUACAGAGCUCAGAGAGACAGAUACAGCAUCAGAUAUUUAACAGGAACUAGAGGAGGAUCCUUUCUGUUUGUGACCAUCACAAAUCUGACCAAGUCUGACUCAGGACAGUACUGGUGUGCUCUGGACUCGUCUUCACUCAGGGACUUUGAGCUCAUUGUUACAGAUGCAUCAGUCCCAUCAACAACAACAACCACUGACCAGUCUGACACAACGACUGAAGGUGUGCUGCUGUAUGUGGGUCUGACUCUGGUCGUUGUGUUCAUCCUUUCAUCACUGGCUGUGCUGAUAAUCUGCAUUAAGAGGAACCCCACACUCUGUGGUUUGAGGACCAGAGGAAACUCAGACGCCACAAACAUGGAGAUUACCCCCUAUGAGAACUGUCCUCCAGUCUCCACACAUGAAGAUUCCACCUACCAGAGCCUCAGUCCAGCCAGCAUGGAUCAGGACCAAACCUACUCUACACUCACACACACAAACAACACAUAUGAGACUUUGUGAAUUCAGACCUGGAAUUUGUUACUGUGACCCAAGGUUUCAGUUUGUUUUCUGGCCCUGAGAACUCAGUACAGUGCAAAUUAAGAUGCAUGUUUUCUGUAUUUGCAGUUCAUUUCUUUAUUCUCCAUGUUGCCAAGUUGGAGAAACUUGACAACAACGCAGCAAAACUAAAAUUCAUAUCCCUAACUAACUCAUCAUCAUAUUGACUGAAACAUCGCUGUGCCCAAACUCUUUCAUUGAAGCACACAAGCUGUUCUAUAUUAACUAGAUCUAGCAGUUACAGCUACGCUACCACUUGUUUACAUAAAGCUUCUUCUUAAAUGUAUGUUUAUACAAACCUCUGUGUUGAACAUUUGGUCACCUUUCAACAGGCUGAAAACUGAUGGUGUUCAGAUCUGAGGAUCAUGUCCAGAGAACUGAAGAGAAUUUGUACACAAUUUCAAAAACAUGUAAAGGACGUGUGUCUCAGAAAACUGAAAUUGAAUUCCAAACUAAAAGAUUUAAAUAGAAAUGAUUCAGAUUUUAGUGACAUAAAGUUAUGUCCUUCGAGUUACCUGCAGUUAAAAACCAGUCAAACAGAAAUCCUUGUCAUUGGCUCCCAGCACAUUACAAGACAAACUCUGCCACCUGCUGGUUCUCUGCUGGAACAUGUCAAGUCUAUUUGAUAGAAAUUUAAGCUUUUGAGCAGCUCACCACAAAGCUGGUCCAGUCAUGGUGUUAUCAUCUUUUUUCAUGUUUCAAAAAUACAGUCUUUCUUCUUGCUUCACACCUUCAUUACUGCAGCAGCCUUUUUAUUGGUCUUAGCCAAAAACUUUGUUGAUGGACUUCAGACUGAACUGAGAUCAGCAGCCAGGCUGAACCAAUAGCUGUGACCACAUCUCUGCUGUUUAAGAGGAGGGCUAUUAUUAACAGUUUCAUCACCUCAUCAUUCAGCUGUUGUUAGAGCCUUGUGGAGGUGAUAAUGAGACGUUUAUUCUGAAAUCGUGUCAGUUGAAAAAAGUUGAAAAUAGUGUCGCUCUUUGCUGUCUUUUCCUUAGUGCAGUGAGGAAUCUUUCAACUUGUUUUUUUUUUAAAUACAUAGGUUAAUUUUGAUAUUUCUGUCUGAUGUUUGAUAUUGACUUAAUUCAACUUGAAAAGUCUUUCUAGCAGGUUAGAAAUAUUUUCACUCAGUUUUUACUCUUGAGAAGAUGCUAUGAUGGUGUUUUGACAUCUAAUUAUUUUUAUGUAUAUACUUAAAGUAGCUUGUAUUGCUUUAUUAUAAACUGCUAAAAGGUAGCUGCAUUUACUGAGAUUUGUGCUACAGUGAACAAAGCUUUCUCACAAUGACCUUGUGUGUUUUAAUUAUAUCUUGAAAUAGAUGUCAAAGAUUUAACUAUUCAACUAUGGCCUUUUGAGGUGGAUUGUGGAAAGGCGUGCUUCAUCUCAUUAUCUUUGACAUAAUGCACUCUAAGGAGCAAUGUGAAAUCAUGGUAUGUGGUUUUCAUUUUAAUGGCAACGAUAACAUGAAAAUAUUCACCAUGUUUCCUGGAAGUUAUGUUCAUAGACAUUUCAUUUGAAACUGUUCCUUAAUCUUAACUGCAUGUGUAUUAUUGUAACAAUGACAACAAAGAUCUGGUAAACCAAACCACAAUCAUAUUUAAACCAAACCAAGAACAUAUUUCUUAACCUGGCCACGUAUUUUUUGUGUGUUUACCAUGAUCCAUCUGCUGCUCCUGUUGGUCGUAAAUGACAGCAGUAAAUAUGUCUGGAGUGAAACAUCACACCAGACCGCUCGUGUUUUCUAUUAAUGUGAAGAAAUAUUCUUAAUUUGGCAAGUCACAAAAUGUUGAUAACAUUUUUGACAGCGUAAUUCAUUGCUGGAGACAUUAGAGAAAGUCUUGGAUCAAAAUCAGGACUUGAACCUGUUUCUUUAAGCUUUGUGAAGUUUUACACUAGAUUUUCUUGAAUUUC